Dioscorea cayenensis subsp. rotundata (Guinea yam) is the source of this 952-nucleotide messenger RNA. Its product is annotated as thioredoxin-like protein HCF164, chloroplastic. Gene Ontology annotation, biological process: cytochrome b6f complex assembly. Gene Ontology annotation, cellular component: chloroplast thylakoid membrane. The coding region runs from base 56 to 820 and encodes 254 amino acids. Lineage: Eukaryota; Viridiplantae; Streptophyta; Magnoliopsida; Dioscoreales; Dioscoreaceae. The transcript is spliced from 4 exons. The record is from RefSeq and is a predicted model, not a curated record.
UCUGAAAGUCUAGUAUCAUUCAGCGAACCCCAACCUCUCGAUUCAUUGCUUUCCAAUGGCGGGGGUCUUCUCCAACACCCUUCGCCUUCCCCACUCCCACACCGUAGCGCUCUGCUCCUCCUCCGUCCUUCCCCACCGGCGCCUUUCCACUCCUCUCCGACUUCAUCCGGCGUCUCACCGCCUCCGUGGGUUGAUCACCCGCGCCGAUCCCUCGGAUGAAACUGUUGGAGAACCCAAUGUUGUCACUGAAGAGAAAAGCGAACCUGCGACUGUAUCCCAAAGUACUGGUUUUGCUGAAUUUCCAAAUAAAGAUAUUAACCGACGAAUUGCUUUGGCAUCAACUGUUUUAGCAGUAGGAUUAUUUGUGACAACAAGACUAGAAUUUGGUGUUUCAUUGAAGGAUCUUACUGCUUAUGCUAUACCUUAUGAACAGGCUCUUUCAAAUGGAAUGCCUACUGUAGUUGAAUUUUAUGCAGAUUGGUGUGAAGUUUGUCGAGAAUUAGCUCCAGAUGUGUAUAAAAUUGAACAACAAUACAAAAAUAAAGUGAAUUUCGUUAUGUUGAAUGUUGAUAACACCAAGUGGGAGCAGGAGCUCGACGAGUUCGGUGUGGAAGGCAUCCCUCAUUUUGCCUUCCUUGAUAAAGAUGGUAAUGAAGAAGGAAAUGUUGUCGGUCGGCUUCCAAGGCAAUAUUUACUUGAAAACGUUGCAGCCCUCGCCAAUGGAGCACCGUCAGUUCCUCAUGCCCGUGUUGUAGGCCAGUAUUCGAGCACCGAAGCCAGAAAGGUGCAUCAAGUUGCUGAUCCUAGAAGUCAUGGUUAGGUGCUGUUCAGUUUCUAAAGCUCUAUCAUCAAGCAUGAUUCCAUAUAUAAGUUCUUGAUCUUUUCUCAAAUUUUUCAUUUAUGUUUAUUGUACCACACUCUGGAUGCAAAUGAUUUUUCUGCAGUUCUACAA